Pelobates fuscus (common spadefoot toad) is the source of this 837-nucleotide messenger RNA. RefSeq names its product TNFAIP3-interacting protein 3-like. Gene Ontology annotation, biological process: regulation of transcription by RNA polymerase II; cellular response to lipopolysaccharide. Bases 12 to 326 code for a protein of 104 amino acids. NCBI's taxonomy places the organism in Eukaryota, Metazoa, Chordata, Amphibia, Anura, Pelobatidae. The record is from RefSeq and is a predicted model, not a curated record. The transcript has 4 exons.
UAUUAGAAGCUAUGCACGAAGAGAAUUCUCAAAGGACACAAGUCUUUUUGAAUCCAUCUGUAACAAACGUUGAUUACGGAGACAUGGUUACACAAGUCGAAGUGCUUAAGCUGCAGAUACAGAUAUAUGAAGAAGACUUUAAAAGAGAAAGAGCUGACAGAGAAAGGUUAAUGGAAGAGAAAGAUACUAUAUUGGAAACCAAUAAGAAGUUGCAGACCCAGCUCAGUAAGACAAGUAACAAGCCAGAUUACCAGUGGUAUGUUCCAGGACAGCUUCCUCCAGAUGUGCGGCAGAAGGAGAAUGGUUCUUCAUUAACGCAUGAUUAAAAUGUUAACUAACUCAAUAUUGUCCCCUGUACGGAUAACCUCUGAAGCCUUAUGAAGACAAACAUUUCGAAGAGGUGAUAGAUGCUGAGGUGGUGCAUGUCAUUCUUAAAGAUUAGACAUUUUUUCUUCUAUGAUUCCAGAAUGAAACUCAAAGAAACUUGACAACACCCACAAGGAUAGAAUAUGAAAUACACUUGGUUUUCACUAAUUUGUGAUCAGUAAGGGAAUCUAGCACACAUAUCAACAUUACCAAUAUUUUAAUAUACUUAAUUUCAGAAUGCCUAACUGGAUUCUGGACUCUUUUUAUCCUCAGUAUGGAUGUCUUUCUUUGGCCAACAAUCCACUGUUUGACUUUUGCAGGACCACAGGCAUCAGCAAUAUGUAAAUGUGUGUGUGAAUUGUGAAGUACGUCUUUUGACAUUUUCAGUCAAGAUAUUUUAUUUGGUAGAAGCUCAACUUAAAAUGGGAAUAUUCUAUAAACUUAUUAUAAAGAUGUAGUAGUUCCCUUUCC